ACUAGUAUUAUGAUCAAUUGUAAUUUUAAGUGAAUUAUUUCUGAGAAAGGCGUGCAUCUGUAUGUUAUUAGUUCAUGGUUUAUGCAACUGACAGAAUAAUACUUUGGAGUCGCAUUUUAACAAUAUUUCGUAAAAUUUGUAUAAUUGGAAUUGUUUUGAACAUUAACAGUUUACACUAAAAAGAUUCACUCUUAUAUACUAAUUCAAACUUUCCGUUGCGUGAGGAAUGUAAACUUACAUUUAACUUAUCACGGUGUUUUGUGCGUAUAAAAUGUAAAUCUCACAUUCCAUACAUAUAUAGUUACAUAGUGAAUCUAAGAACAAAGCUGUUAAAUUAAAUAAUAUUAAACAAUGUUCCAAUCAAAUCAAGAACCUGACAUACCUGCGGCAUUAGGUCUACUUUCACAUCUAAACAAUGAUGAACUUGAUGAAUUAUUACAUAACGAUAGCAAGUUUGAAGAUAUUGUAAAAGAUAUAAAGCAGUUUAAGGAUUUAGAAACAGAAAAGGAAAUGUUAAUGGCCAGUAAUAGAUCUUUGGCAGAAUUUAAUUUGUCAAAACAGCCAGAAUUACAAGAAAGCAAACAAGAUUUAAAAGACCUUAGUGAAAAAGGAAAUGCGUUGUGUACAAGUGUAAAGGAAAAACUGGAAGAAAUAAAGGAAAAGUCUGGAGAAAUGACUGCUGAUACUGCAUUAGACUUGUUGCAAACAGCUACUGCUGAAAUUGAAGAAGAAUCAGAGACUAUAGCAGAGAAAUUUUUGGCUGGAGACAUGGAAGUUGACGAAUUUUUAGAGCAAUUUUUAUCACGAAGAAAACUGAUGCAUCUACGCAAAGUUAAAGUAGAUAAAUUAAAAGAGUUAAUAAGAAAAUCACAUUUCACAGUCGGUGAUCCUGGUUAUCCAGUUGCUAGUAAUUUUCCUGGCAUAGCACCUGCAGUUCCUUACCCAAUUGGACCUGUUUCAAUGCCCAUGCCAGUGCCAUCAGGUUUACCACAUUAUAGACCAUAUUAAGUCGACAAAUUAAAAGAAAAUUCCGUUUUUAUAUGUUUCAUUUACACAGGUACAUAAAAUAUAUGUUAUUUUGUGAAAAUGAAAUAAUAUUUGCAAUUACAUUUUAAGCAUGUAUAAUAAAUAAGUAUGUUUUACAAAUUAUGAGGUUUGAUAAAAUAACACUCCCAAAAGCAAUUGGUAAUUGGUGUACAGAAUUAUAUAUUGUUACGGUGAGAUAUUAAUGUAUAUUUCACACAUAAUUAAAAUAUAUGAACAUAAAUGUCGCCUAGUUAUAUAAAAUAUACAAAUUAAGCAAUGUAAUAUAAAUGUAAUUAUAUUCUGUGAAAAUUGAUAA
Molecule: messenger RNA, 1342 nt
Organism: Colletes gigas
Lineage: Eukaryota; Metazoa; Arthropoda; Insecta; Hymenoptera; Colletidae
Gene: Vps37B
Product: vacuolar protein sorting-associated protein 37B
Exons: 4
Coding region: 352-1008 (218 amino acids)
Biological process (GO): protein targeting to vacuole; ubiquitin-dependent protein catabolic process via the multivesicular body sorting pathway; protein targeting to membrane
Cellular component (GO): ESCRT I complex
Source: RefSeq, a predicted model, not a curated record